AUGACGACUGAUUCACCUAACACCAGUACUAAUGGUGAGAUCACUAGACCACCAGUCAACAAACACAUCCUCCAAAACCAGUUUAGUAUAGAGUCUGUCCAAGGCGGAAGUGGCACCAGGCGUCGAAGAACUACUUCCGGUGGAGGUUUACACAGACAAUCGAGUCUGAGUCUUCAUCACUGGGACUCUUACAAAGUAAUAAAGAAAGAUGUCGAUGAAGCCCUUGAGGAACAUCCCGAUGACGUCAUUAAGACGAAGGUACCAUGGUGGACAUCUCACAGAGUACGUCUGUCCUUUCUUUGUUUUAUGGGAUUUUUCUGUCUAUAUGCUAACCGAGUUAAUUUAAGUGUGGCGAUAAUUUGUAUGGUCAAGCAAGAACUGACCAAUGACACAAGUGUAAACACACAGAGCUUCGUUAACGAAACUGCACAGGUGACUUUCCAAAGCAACAAUUACGUUCCCGGAUUAAUCACACCAAACAGAUCAUUUGAGAACCAUCAUAUCGAAGGUCCGGAAGUAAGUGUUUGUCCGACGUCUGCGUGGUCGAGUCGAUCACAGCCAGGGGAAUUCGAAUGGGACAAGUUCCUCCGAGGAUUUCUACUUGGGGGAUUUUUCUGGGGUUACACCAUCAUGCAGAUUCCUGCUGGCUGGAUGGCGGAACGAUACGGUCCGCGGGAAACUGUUUUUGGCGGGAUGUUUUUGGUGUCGACACUCACACUACUUACACCGCUGCUCGCCAGGGGGAGCCCUUAUCUCCUUCUGAUUGGGAGAGUGCUGAUAGGAGUUGGUGAGGCGAUGAUGUACCCCGGAGCCCAGGUUUUGUGGGCUAAAUGGGCCCCACCACAGGAAAGGAGUAGACUUGUCGGCUUCUCAUUCGGAGGGUGCCAGCUAGGGAACGCUCUGGCGUUUCCAGUGGCGAGUCUCCUUUGUCAGUACGGAUUCGAUGGAGGCUGGCCCGCCAUCUUCUAUGUACUGGGGGGACUGGCUCUGAUUUGGACGUUUGUGUGGUUGAUAUGUGUUAGGAACACACCAGCAGAAAAACCAGGAAUAUCCGAACGAGAAGUGAGGUAUAUCGAGAGUUCGCUUGGAUGUGUUUUCUCUACAAAGAACUCCGUCAAGAAGAAACAUCUGAUUCCAUGGAAAGCUAUGCUUACGUCACUUCCGGUGUGGUCUAUACUGGUUGCAAACUUUUGUGGUAACUACGGAGCGUAUAUGCUGCUGACGCAAAUGCCGACGUACAUGAAGGAAGUCCUUCACUUCGAUAUCAAAUCGAAUGGAGUCUUUUCCAUGAUUCCUUAUAUCGUAUUUUGGAUUUUCGUCGUGAUUGCUGCCCUGUUUGCCGAUUUCUUCAUAUCUAGGAACAUCUUGUCUAUUGAAUGGACCAGGAAGCUGUGCGGUUCUAUAGGGAUGUUUGUUCCGGCUGUUUUCCUGAUUGCUGUAGGUUACAUGGACUGUUUCCAUCAGAUCGAGGCUGUCGCCUUGUUAACGUUGUCGUUGGCGUUCUGUGGGUUUCAGUUCGCCUCAUUUUUUGUCAACCACGCCGACAUAGCACCGAAAUACGCUGGAACUAUUUUUGGAAUAACAAACACUGGCGCAAGCGUACCAGGUAUCCUGGCUCCGUACGUCGUUAGUGCGAUCACACAAAAUAAAACACCUGCAGAAUGGAGGGUAGCUUUUUACAUAGCCGCAGCCAUUUAUACGUUCGGUGGUAUAUUUUACAUCGUGUUUGCCAAAGGAAGGAUACAACCAUGGGCUUCAGAUGAAGAGGAUGACGAUGACGAGGAUGUUAAGUUAAAGGAUUUCUCUGAAAACACUAAGACAUUGCUUAGUAAUGAAGACAAGGCUGAAACUAACGGCAAGCGUAAAACAUGAACUGGAGAAUUAGCCGAGGCAUGGUAAAACUGAUUAGCUUAAACUCAGUGCAAACAUGAACUGGAGAAUUAGCCGAGGCAUGGUAAAACAGAUUAGCUUAAACUCAGUGCAAACAUGAACUGGAGAAUUAGCCGAGGCAUGGUAAAACAGAUUAGCUUAAACUCAGUGCAAACAUGAACUGGAGAAUUAGCCGAGACAUGGUAAAACAGAUUAGCUUAAACUCAGUGCAAACAUGAACUGGAGAAUUAGCCGAGGCAUGGUAAAACUGAUUAGCUUAAACUCAGUGUAAAGAUGAACUGGAGUACAGGGACAUGUUACUAAUGUGGCAUUAUUUCCUAACUUGAAUGCUUAUAUCUCAAUAGACACAAAGACACAUAUUUACCAGCAGAGUGUUGGUGUCGACAGAGCGGACAAGGACUUUAAGGCUUUUUUGGCAACCCGCCCCUUUGUCGGUAUUUUAAUGUAUCAAAUUGUCUAUGUCAACUACAAUUUUAUUUAUUAGUAUUGAAUAUUGAUAUUCAUUUGCAUGCAUUGUUCAUCAUUACUUGGUCCGAGACCAGAGAUACCUACUGAAAAUCCUUCGCUAAAUGGUUAAUUUAUUGUGAAAAGACAAGUAUUUUUUAUAUGAUUAAAUUUGAAAUUAUUAGAAAUAUAUUUAAUGAGUGAAUUUUCUAAUUGCCAAAGAGAUAUAUUUACAUGUACACAGGUACAUAAAUACGUGAUAUUAUUUCUGUGUGUGAUAUCGUUAAUAUUCGUGUAGAUUUUAUCAUGUGAGUUUGUGAUUUCUGUGUAUCUUACAUAAUUAAGCGUAAUGUUUGUUUUGUUAUAGGACAAAGAUUGUGUUGCAGACCCCAGAGCUUUGAUAUUUUGUACGAAAGGGCACUUACAUAUAGAAUCACAUUCCAGAAGUAUUUACAGACCUGUAUAUAUCACGUAUGCUUGUUCGGUAGACUGUUAUACAGGAGCUAUAACGAAGUGUAGGAGAGAAAUGAGGCUUUACGUGGGUGUGA
This is a messenger RNA of Ylistrum balloti, 2882 nucleotides long. RefSeq names its product sialin-like. The record is from RefSeq and is a predicted model, not a curated record. Gene Ontology annotation, molecular function: transmembrane transporter activity. Gene Ontology annotation, biological process: monoatomic anion transport; transmembrane transport. Lineage: Eukaryota; Metazoa; Mollusca; Bivalvia; Pectinida; Pectinidae. The transcript is spliced from 9 exons. The coding region runs from base 1 to 1872 and encodes 623 amino acids.